Boeremia exigua is the source of this 2512-nucleotide messenger RNA. RefSeq names its product uracil phosphoribosyltransferase-domain-containing protein. The transcript is spliced from 2 exons. NCBI's taxonomy places the organism in Eukaryota, Fungi, Ascomycota, Dothideomycetes, Pleosporales, Didymellaceae. Gene Ontology annotation, biological process: dephosphorylation; L-serine biosynthetic process. Gene Ontology annotation, cellular component: cytoplasm. Bases 173 to 2203 code for a protein of 676 amino acids. Gene Ontology annotation, molecular function: magnesium ion binding. The record is from RefSeq and is a predicted model, not a curated record.
UUGCUUGUACCUCUCGCCAAACAACAAACAACAAUUCGGCAAGCAAAUCUGAGGCGGUAAACAACUGUCUCCAGUAUAUUUGAGCGCGCUUUUGGACGUGUUCUUGUUUACCGGGCUUCACCACCGGUACUUGGGAAGAUUUUCUGCCACACAACCUGCAACUGACACAGCCAUGGCCUCUACCGGUUCGAGCAACGCUGGUGCUUCACCACAGAACGCGUCAAGCAACCGCGAUCCUCUCAUCGUCGGCCUGUAUGGUGUUUCCGGCGCCGGAAAGAGCCAUCUCCUCGAGAUACUAUCGAACUCACGUCUCGCCCAGCGUCUGGACUUCGUCGACGGAUCGUCGCUGAUCUACCAUCGGUAUGGCCUAACCGGGUUCAAAGAGUUGACACCUGCUGAACAAUACACUCAACGCGUCGAAUUGAUGACUGACCUUGUCAAAGAGCGCCGCAGUAAGGAAAAAGGCAUUGUCGUCGGUGGACACCUGUUGUUGUGGGAAAGCGAGGCCGAAGAGCCGCGCAACAUUGGCACUGACGCAGACUGGAAGGCGUACACUCACAUCGUCUACUUCCAGGUCGAUCCACAGGUUUUGCAGUUCAGGCGAAACAACGACAACAGCCGAGAACGCAACCCUGUGUCGGUCAAACACUUGACUGAGUGGCAAGCCCGAGAGCGCGCAGCGUUGCGCAAGGUUUGCUACGAGAAACGCAUUUCCUUCACCACCAUCACGGAGCACGCCGGGAUGUCCAAGAAGAAGAUACCCGGCCGAGUCCAUGCGCUGCUGACGAACAUCCUGAACAGUAGUGAGGAGGGCAAUCUUGCGGCUGUUGAUGCUGAACUGGAGUCCGAUAUAUCCCUGCACGGCCAUGACCUGGAGACGAUGCUGGUUCUCGACGCCGACAAGACACUUGCUGCACAAGACGCCGGUGCGCUGUUCUGGAAGUUCAUGAAAGGACGUAAGGGUAUGUCUGAAGACGCCGUGGAACGCAUCUUGAAACAGCAGGGCUACUCCUACGAGUCGUUUCGCCAAGUUGCGCUGCUCUACGAAGAAGUGUCCGAUGACUUCGGGUAUAUGUGUAACCAAGUCGCCACGAGCAUCGCACUGCAUCCCGAAAUGGCUGCCCUACUGGCUCGAGUUGCUUUAGAGCCGCACACCGGCGCUGUCAUUGUGACGUGUGGCCUGCGUCAAGUGUGGGAGACGGUGUUCCGGAUUAGCGGCCUGACUCACGUCAAAGUCAUUGGUGGGGGACCACUUGCGAACGGAUACGUCGUCACGGACACUAUCAAGGGACACAUCGUUGAUACACUGAAAGCUAAGAACUUGCGGGUUGUUGCGUUUGGUGAUGGCGUUGUGGAUGUGGAGAUGUUGAAGAAAGCGGAUGAGUCGUACGUGGUCGUGGGCGAGAUGGAAGCCAGGAGUGCGUCGAUGGACCGCGAGUUGACCAAGCUUCUCGACGCUGGUCACUCAUUGCAGCAGAUCUUGCUGCCAGCAACCGUUGCGCCACGCCUCACGGAGACCCAACUACCGACAGCAAAGCUGGACGAGGCCACUUUGAACAACAUCUUCAAGCGCCGUUUUGUCCACGCAACCAACAAGACUUCGGCCAAGAUACUCAUGACUGCCAUGCGAGACACAGAUGUCAGCGGCCACGACCUUCGUCGGGCGUACCAGGAGGUUGGUUAUUACCUCGCCAACGAGUACCUCGGCGACAUCUUGGGCAUCGAGUCCUACACGAUGAAGCAUGUGACGGGCACAUCAACUGACGGCUAUCGCUUUCAGAACGAGGACAAGACACUCAUCGUCUGUCUCAUGCGUGGCGGCGAGCCAAUGGCGCUUGGCGUCAGCAAGGCUCUGAGGUCAGCAAGCUUCGUGCACUCGAAGAAGUUCACGGACAUCGAUGAGCACCACUUCAAGCUCAACGAGACGAUCAUACUUGUGGACUCGGUGGUGAACAGCGGCAAGUCGAUCAUGGAGUUCCUGACCCCGCUCAGGAAGCUGUGCCCAAAGGUCAAGGUAGUUGUCGUCGCCGGUGUGGUGCAGGCAAAGGUCGUCGAAGACAUGGAGGAUGGCAAGUUCGGGCAGGCAAUGCGCAAAGAUCCUGACAUCGCCCUCGUUGCUUUGCGUAAGUCAGACAACGAAUACAAGGGCACUGGCACGACCGAUACUGGACAUAGGCUGUUCAAUACCACGUACCUGCCAUAAGUACAGGCAAAAGCCGUUGAAGAUAUGGGGAUAGCACGUUCGGGCAGGUACUGCGCGAAGACUCUGGAACCUGAUGUUGCCUUCGUCGCCUUACGCAAGCUAGAACGAACACACGGGCAAUGGCACGACCGAUACUGGAAAUCUCCUGUUCAAUACUAUGCACCUGUCAUAGGUUAGUGAAACUGGAGACUGGCGUUAAGUUCAAAGCGUAUGUCGAGGUGAAGGGCAUAGAUAGUGAAUUAGGUUUGCGGAUUUGAUACUUGCUCCAUUCAAUUGCCAGGUAGUGACACAGGAUCUCCGAUCUCGAUG